AUGUCUGGAUCUUCUACGGCGGAGCCCUUGGAAUCAUCCGCAGAGCCCAAGCCUCGAGGACGUCCCUCUCCCGUAGUCACGGCUGAGCGGUCUGCUGUACCCGUAUCUGCCUUGGAGCUGUCGCAAGUACCGGGCAAUGAGCCACUGCCACGAUUGGGAUAUAACGAACAGGGACCUCUAUAUGCGGCAUCUCCACGGCAACUACCAGGAGCACCAUAUCCACUCUCAGCACUGGACCCAACUCAUCCGCCAGCAGGUCGCUCGCUGGCACAAAAGUCAACGCGACGUACGAAAGCCCAUGUAGCCUCGGCCUGUGUCAACUGCAAGAAAAAGCAUCUUGGAUGCGAUCCGGCCCGUCCGUGUCGAAGAUGCGUGCUUGCCGGGAAAGCUUCAACAUGUGUCGAUGUCACCCACAAGAAGCGAGGACGGCCCCCAUUGAAAGCAGAAGAUUCAUCUCUCAGGUCCUAUACCACACAUUUGGAUAAUCCGACUAUUCCAGCAGAAACCCAACCAACCAUGGCCCCGCGCCGGACCAUCAUGCAUCGCGCCACGUCCUCACGAGAACUACGACCCAUGACGGAUCUACAGGGAUUAGGCGAUGUAAACUCAGGAGUACGAACGCCACAUCGGUGGUCCGCUUCGGUAUUUCCUCUGACGCGACCAAUGGAUCCCUCCCCCACGAUGCCGGCGGGUGUGGGUCGACGGCCAUUCUCUUCAUCUGGACCGCCAUCAUACUCGGUGCCGACACAUCCACACAUGCCUCCAGCCUACAUGCCAAUGGCAGGUGGUUUCAAUCCAGUGCUAAAACCUAAUUCCAUGUCUGGCAUGGAGCGGCGGUUCCCAACAUACGGUGUUCCAGCAUUACCUCCGCCAACAUCGCCUCCCCAGCACCAGCUACCACCCGCCGGGACUCCCUUUCUACCAUACUCCGAAACACCCAACAAUCCUAUUCGUCCGCCAAUAAGCGACCCACGAGUAUCGCUGUCACCUCGGGAUCCAUACAAUAUCGAAUCCCCAGUCCGCCUCCCCCCAAUCCACCAGGCCACUGCUGGACCACCGCCUCCUCACCAUCACGUCCAUCGCCUGAGUGACCCCUACCCAACAAAUUGGACUCUUCCAGGUCGAGAAGAGACGCACCAUGACCCUCGCGCCAUACCCUUUCACAGAUCUGCAGGUCCUGCCUUUCACUAUUCCGUCCCUCAUCAACGUUCUUCCUCCAUAACAAGUGCGACUAUGGACCCCAUCCCUCGCCAUCUCGGGCCAGUAGAACUGCCAUCCCCCAUCCAAGCAACCUUGGGCAGCUCACCUUCUAUGCCGAGGGCUGAGCCACCUACCACCGAAGCCGAAGGUCACGACAGCAGACCAAUCAAACGGCGCAAGAUGGCUUUGGACGAUAUGGUCAACGGUUGA
Penicillium paradoxum is the source of this 1410-nucleotide messenger RNA. RefSeq lists its product as uncharacterized. Gene Ontology annotation, molecular function: zinc ion binding; DNA-binding transcription factor activity, RNA polymerase II-specific. The transcript is spliced from 2 exons. Gene Ontology annotation, biological process: regulation of DNA-templated transcription. Bases 1 to 1410 code for a protein of 469 amino acids. Lineage: Eukaryota; Fungi; Ascomycota; Eurotiomycetes; Eurotiales; Aspergillaceae. The record is from RefSeq and is a predicted model, not a curated record.